This is a messenger RNA of Zootoca vivipara (common lizard), 7507 nucleotides long. The record is from RefSeq and is a predicted model, not a curated record. NCBI's taxonomy places the organism in Eukaryota, Metazoa, Chordata, Lepidosauria, Squamata, Lacertidae.
UGGCUUUUUGUAGAGUAAAAUCAUCAUUUUUUUCGUGGUGAGCUUCAUUUUGUAUUAUAUUAUCACAGUCCUCAUCUUCAUCUUUUCCUUCCAAAUCACAGUCCCCAUCAUUGUCAAAAACCUCCAAAUCCCUGUCACUGUCAUUGUCAUUCUCACACUCGUCUUCUUCAGCUUCAAUCGCUUCAUCCUCUAAAAAGUCAUAUUCUGCCAUCACCAUCUGGAAUUGUUGCUGUAACUCUUGCUGUUGUGUCUCCUCUUGACAUAGCUCUAUUCUUACUUCCCACAUUAAGGUCAAAACAGUCCGCUGGAACUCAGGCGAGUACCUUUUUGUUGACAUAGUUCAAUCCUGUCAAGGUCAAAACUUGUCACAUGGGGUGGAAAAUGGUCACAGUUUAUUUUCUCGACUCCAUUUUAACAAGCUGGCUGCAUUCUCCAAGUCUUAUUAGAAAUAAAGUUCAAACUCACAUUUCAAAAGCAUAUAAACAAAAAAAAAAUUCCCAAAAAGUCCAGAAAUAAAAAUAAAAAUACAAUUCGACUUGUAGAUCCUGAUCAGCUCACUGGGUUGUCUGGGCUGCCGGCUCCCGAGGAAAAGAAAGGUCUUUCUUGAUCUUAACCUCUUUCUGCAGGGCAUUCACAACCGCAGUCUUUCUCCCCUUUUACCCUGCAUCUAGGGGAGAUUCUCUUUGAUGCCUUUGAGGGAACCUUUUAAAUUGAAAUCUUCUAUUUACGGCUUCGGGUUUCUGUUUACUGUCUCUUAAGUUGCCGUGGGGGGGGUGGCUUCCUCUUUCCCCCCCUCUCUCCCAGUUCCAAAUUAUUUUAUAAUCCAAAUCGUGUGGUUACUUACAGUCUUAUUUCCAAUCGUUUUAUUUUCAAAAGAAUCCAGCGCUCUCCGCCUUCGGCUUGAAGCUUCUCUCCGCUAGGAUAACGUUACCGCUCAAGAUGGCCCCCACGACUUCUACCCUCCUCGCUCCAGAGCUCUUAUUAGAGCUUGCCGGAGAGUUGGGGAGUCCGGAUUGGGGCUCUGCCGAGCAAAAUUCGCCCCCGGGACGCUCUUCCCGAGGUUCUAAGGGGCGCAGCGUCGCUCUCGCUGCCCUCCCCACUCCCAGCAGAGACGGGCCGUCUCGGAGACGAGACGGGACCCCGCCGAUCGGCGCUGGCGCUGAACCGGAAGCCCCACACCUACUUUUCCAGCAGGAAGAAGAGGUCCUUGGUCUUGAGUGGGCAUGAUGGGAAUUUCUCCUGGCAUACGGAAAGUGGCAUCUAAGUGCAUAAACAAAUUCAGUUCCGCACUGCCUUGAGCAGCAGCCUCUAAAGGCAUUGCUGGCUGCUGGCCGCUGUUGGCUGUGAGACUGUCUGCACAGGAAACAUCCUCUUUUGACCCUGGGCUAGAGGGAAGCCUGCUAAGGAGUCUCCUGCAUUGACUGGCCUUAUCUGGCUGCCACAAAGCAGCUGCCAGGACAUUUGCCUUAUGAAUUUGGGAACCUAUAUCUUGGUAAGCACACGGCGUAUUUGAAGGAUUUGAGAUCUUAGGGGCUUGUGCUGCUGGUACAACUCUCUUACAGCAUUCAUUUGUAGCAUCAGGGGUUUCAGACUGUGCCAGCGUUACUUUUUCUUGCAAACAGUUAGUGAAGUCAAGAAAGCAGUCAGAGGCUUUUUGUCUGAUAGUGGCAGAGUCUUUGAUGGGUUUUUCAGAUUCCGGCAUUUUGUUAAAGGCUUGCAGUGCGCAUGCAGAAAUUAUGGGAAAGCACUCACGGGGCAGGCUGACAUUGCAUACCCACAGUACUCUACUGCCCUUGCCCUACCAACUGGUCAAAGAGUACCCCACGCACAGCGUGUAGCUGGGCAUGAUGUCCUGCAGCCUGGUGAAAUUCAUUAAGCCAAAUCACAUAUUGACCAGGAUUGAGGAGCAUUUUCAUCAGGAAUUUCCAAUCAUCAGGAAUUAGGGCAUAGCCUGCAGAUAAGCCUUCUAUGAGCGCUCUCACAUAAGUGCUGGACAAGCCAAAUUUGUCAGCACCCUUUGUUACUGACUACAGUACUUUAGGCAAAGGGUCCCAAUGGCUAGCCUGAUUUUCCUGGGCAUCUGUUGUGUGUGUGACCAGACCAUCUAUAGUCAGGUCUGCAAGCUCCUCUCCAGUUAGGUGGACAGCUGAAAGUCUUUCCUUCUGAGACUUUACCGACUCAGGAGGUGGUUCCGUGGCUGCCAAGGCAGGCAAGCCUGAAGCCUGAAAAGGAUUGUUACGGGAAAUCUUGGGCUGAGGUAAAGGAAGGAGUUGUUCAAACACCAUCCCCUAUUUUUAAAAGGCACCCGUAAUGACGACGUUGGACCACCCUUUAGGGUUGUCGUAAAUUACUGUUCCAAGCCCCACAAAUCCGGUCUACUUUGCAGGGCUGUUGUAACGGGGGCACCCCACGCCACGGCCCUGCUUUCCCCACGUUGUGUAAGGGGUGUGAAAAUGAACAGACGCUCCCCCAUCUCCCGGCAAGGGAUUAAAAGAGGAAAAGAGGGAAUGUAAGCUGUGCCACCUUCGUUCCCCCGAGGACUUUUUCAGAGGUUGGGGGAGGGUCUCUUUCCCGGCCGUUUCCGGGGAUCGAACCUGGGACCUUCUCAUCAAAGAAACAGAACGGAGCUUGUAUGGAAGGAGGAGAAUUUGUGUGUUCUGCGAGGGAGGCGUCGCUCAUUCCUCCCCAUGGGUCAGUGAGCUCCGCUUCCUAGAGAGGCAGGAAGGUUUGGAGGGGGGAGGGGGGAACAAGGUUGGAGGAGAGGGGCCGCCAUUCACAUUAUCGGAAGAGGAGCAGGUCUGCAGAGGAGGAAGAAAAAAAGAAAACAAAUAGGAUUUUCUCUCCCCCACCCCCGUCGAAAAUAGACAAUGGAACAGGCAGUCAAAAUUCUGGUGGGCCAUGUCCAAUGGGAAUAACGAAGAAACCAUUUAAAUACAUGGAGUGUGAAAAGAGAGAGGAUAAACAAUUUGAAAGAAUGGAGUGUAGAAAGAGCUUCACUGACAGUGGAAAUCUUAGAAAACAUCAACGGACUCACACGGGGGAGAAACCAUUUAAAUGCAUGGAGUGUGGAGAGUGUGGAAAGUGCUUCAGUGAGAGUGGACACCUGAAUUUACAUCAUCAGACUCACACGGGGGAGAAACCAUUUCAAUGCAUGGAGUGUGGAAAGAGCUUCAGUCAGAGUGGAAACCUUAGAAUUCAUCAACGGAGUCACACGGGGGAGAAACCAUUUAAAUGCCCGGAGUGUGGAAAGAGCUUCAGUGAGAGUGGAACACUAAGAAAACAUCAACGGACUCACAUGGGGGAGAAACCAUUUCAAUGCAUGGAGUGUGGAAAGAGCUUCACUACUAUAGGAACCUGUAGAAUUCAUCAUCGGACUCACACGGGGGAGAAACCCUUUCAAUGCAUGGAGUGUGGAAAGAGCUUCAGUCAGAGUGGAGACCUUAGAAUUCAUCAACGGAGUCACACGGGGGAGAAACCAUUUAAAUGCCCGGAGUGUGGAAAGAGCUUCAGUGAGAGUGGAACACUAAGAAAACAUCAACGGACUCACACGGGGGAGAAACCAUUUCAAUGCAUGGAGUGUGGAAAGAGCUUCACUACUAUAGGAACCUGUAGAAUUCAUCAACGGACUCACACGGGGGAGAAACCCUUUCAAUGCAUGGAGUGUGGAAAGAGCUUCACUACUAUAGGAAACCGUAGAAUUCAUCAACGGACUCACACGGGGGAGAAACCAUUUAAAUGUAUGGAGUGUGGGAAAAGCUUCAGUCAGAGUGGACCACUUAGAAUUCAUCAACGGAGUCACACGGGGGAGAAACCAUUUAAAUGCCUGGAGUGUGGAAAGAGCUUCACUGACAGUGGAACACUUAGAAAACAUCAAUGGACUCACACGGGGGAGAAACCCUUUCAAUGCAUGGAGUGUGGAAAGAGCUUCAAUCAGAGUGGAGCACUUCGAAAACAUCAACAAACUCAUACAGUGGAGAAACCAUAUAUGUCCUGGGCCUUUGCCCCUCAAGGGCUUCAGCCCCUUCGAGGCGUUGGGCCUGCUGUCGCUUUAGCUGCUGGAGAAGAGGAUAAACCACUUGAAAGUAUGGAGUGGGGAAAGAGCUUCACUGACAGUGGAAAACUUAGAAUUCAUCAACGGACUCACACGGGGGAGAAACCAUUUAAAUGCAUGGAGUGUGGAAAGAGCUUCAAUCAGAGUGGAACACUUAGAAAACAUCAACGGAGUCACACGGGGGAGAAACCCUUUCAAUGUAUAGAGUGUGGAAAGAGCUUCAGUCAGAGUGGAGACCUUAGAAUUCAUCAACGGAGUCACACGGGGGAGAAACCAUUUAAAUGCAUGGAGUGUGGAAAGAGCUUCAGUCUGAGUGGACCCCUUAGAAAACAUCAACGGACUCACACGGGAGAGAAACCAUUUCAAUGCAUGGAGUGUGGAAAGAGCUUCAGUCUGAGUGGAAACCUUAGAAUUCAUCAACGGACUCACACGGGGGAGAAACCAUUUAAAUGCAUGGAGUGUGGAAAGAGCUUCAGUCUGAGUGGACCCCUUAGAAAACAUCAACGGACUCACACGGGAGAGAAACCAUUUCAAUGCAUGGAGUGUGGAAAGAGCUUCAGUCAGAGUGGACACCUUAGAAUUCAUCAACGGACUCACACGGGGGACAAACCAUUUAAAUGCAUGGAGUGUGGAAAGAGUUUCAGUCAGAAUGGAGACCUUAGAAUUCAUCAAUGGACUCACACGGGGGAGAAACCAUUUAAAUGCAUGGAAUGUGGAAAGAGCUUCAGUCAGUGUGGAGAACUUAGAAUUCAUCAACGGACUCACACGGGGGAGAAACCAUUUAAAUGUAUGGAGUGUGGAAAGAGCUUCAGUCAGAGUGGACACCUUAGAAUUCAUCAACGGAGUCACACGGGGGAGAAACCAUUUAAAUGCAUGGAGUGUGGAAAGAGCUUCAGUCAGAGUGGACACCUUAGAAUUCAUCAACGGACUCACACGGGGGACAAACCAUUUAAAUGCAUGGAGUGUGGAAAAAGCUUCAAUCAGAGUGGAGCCCUUAGAAAACAUCAACGGAGUCACACGGGGGACAAACCAUUUAAAUGCAUGGAGUGUGGAAAGAGCUUCAGUGAGAGUGGUAAUCUUAGAAAACAUCAACAAACUCAUACACGGUAUAAGUGCUAGGGAAGUGGACAGAAGUUCAGUUGAAGUGGAAGUCUUACAAACCGUCAAAAGACUGAGGGGUAAGAGCUGUAAGAGUGGAAACUACAAGCCAUGAAUUAACUCAAAGAUAAGAAAUGGUUUAAAUAGAAGGAGUGUGGAUUCUGCUUUGGUUAUUAUGGAACACUUUUUAGAGUGUAGAACCUCUUUCUCUCUGAGUUGCCAUCAGUAUUACAUGCAUGCAGUGUAUUUGAGCUUCUGUUUUUUGCAUGUAACAUUGUCUAGACAUGUUUUUAACGUAAUGAUGGUAACAUUUCACAAUAGUAAGCAUAAUAUAAUAUUUAAUGUAGUUUUAGAUAGGGAGUGGGAGUGUGUGGGUCUGCAGUCUUGCUUCUGAAUGAGGAUGAGAUGGUUUUGGUGUUUAGUGGAGGGAGUUGGAAAUGUUUGUACUUGGGAAUGGAGAGUUGCACAAAGUGGAGCUGAGAUUGCUGGUGUUGCUUUGGAAGCAGAGUUAGAUUAAUAGUAUAGGAACAGCAGCAUAACUCCCACUGUUAUAAUUGCAAUAAUGGAACCAUGAAGACACAGAAAGACUGAAAGCACCUACUUAUAUGCCCAAGGUAAUCUUGAAACCCUCAUCUAUUAUUUUGAUUCAUAGAUAUAGUGUGCAUAGAUAUAUUUGGUGAUAGGAAAAAUAAAAUGGGUAUUUAGUGGCAUAACGAGGAAAGGCUCUGUUCCUAGCUGCAUGUCUUGCAUGAGGAAGGAAGGAGUCACAGGGAAGAAGGGUCCGUACGAGAGCAUCUCAAAGAAAUGUGUCGGUCCCCGGGGGCAUGGUGACACAAGUGUGUGUAGAAUGCUAUCCCCAAAAUGACACAGGGGAGAAACAAUAUGGAUGAGUAUAAUGUGGAAGGAGGUUCAGGCAGGUCCCAAACCCAGAGUGCUAAGGGUCAAUUUCCUCCAUAUCCACCAGCUGCCCCAAGGCAGGGGCCGCCUCUGGGGAUUCAGGGUGGGAAGCCUCCCUCCACGUUUGAAACUGGACAUGCUCCUAGGGCAGUGAUGGCGAACCUUUUAGAGACUGAGUACCCAAACUGCAAUGCAAAACCCACUUGUUUAUCACAAAGUGCCAGCACGACAAUUCUACCUGCAUAUCUAUUUUUUUCCUGUUUCUGAGGUAUCUGAUGAAGUGUGCAUGCACACGAAAGCUCAUACCAAAAUAAAAACUUAGUUGGUCUUUAAGGUGCUACUGAAGGAAUUUUUUAUUUUGUUUCGACUCCGACCAACCUGUAACUUUUUCCUGUUUGUUUCACAUUUCUUCUUUAUGACUACUGUUUUAAUAAAUAAGCCUUCAUAAAAGUUCUUGCAUUACAUUCUUCAUUAAUCUUUUCAUUGGUAUGUAAUAUUAUGGUAUAACUCAGUGCUUUUUUUCUUUAAAAAAAACACGUUUAGGGGAUACUCAAAUUUUGACUCAAGAAAAUCACCACCAGGGGAGGGGAUCAAUACAGUUCAAAUUGAAGGCUGGCUUCAUCUCUGCCCUGCAAAAUGGAUCUUGCAAUGCAAACAUUGGGAGGAGUUCCUCCCCCCAUCAGCCCUUCUCCCACUCUUCUGAUCAGAAGAAGGAACGGGGAGGGGAGCAUAGCUGUCAAGUUUUCCCUUUUCUUGCGAGGAAUCCUAUUCGCCAUAAUGGAAUUUCCCUUUAAAAAUGGGAGAACUUGGCAGCUAUGGAGGGGAGCCCUUCUCUACCUUCCUUUCACUCCCCAGUCCCCCCCCCUGCCCUGUUUGUAGAUGGGAGUGGAGGAGAAGCACACUCUUCUCUCCCCCAAACCUCCUAAUUAAGUGGCCCCUCUUCCUCCUCCUCUCCAGGCCUUCUCUCUUCCGAAAAUGAGGAUGGAGACCCUUCCCAUCUAACCCUGCCUCUCCCUUAAAAAAAACCCACAACUUAUUUCCUCUCUAGGAAGCGGAGCUCAUUGACCCAGGGGGAGGAAUGAGUGGCAAAAAGGGAUUCUUCCUCCAACCCCCCCUCCCAGAAAACAUAAUUUCCCUUCCCUCCAAGCAAGCUAGAUAAUUCCAUUUCUUUCCUGAAAAGGUCUCAGGUUCCAUCCCCAGCAGUGGCAUGGAAAAGACUCUCCCUCGGGGCAUGAAAGUCGCACAGCUUGACACACACACCCCUCUGGAGUAACCCCACUACUGCCUUCAUUUCAACUCUCCACUAUGGGGUGCAGACCAACGCAGAACUCGCACCAGGAUCCCACAAUGCAAGUAAUGCGCAAAUUUCCUCCUCCAGCGACUCCCCCAGUAAAUUUGCAGCAACAAGGCCCAACGUUGCCCAGCAGACUGAAUAGGCUGCAGCUUUCCAGACUAGGCCGA